Molecule: messenger RNA, 777 nt
Organism: Wallemia mellicola CBS 633.66
Lineage: Eukaryota; Fungi; Basidiomycota; Wallemiomycetes; Wallemiales; Wallemiaceae
Exons: 2
Coding region: 15-257 (80 amino acids)
Source: RefSeq, a predicted model, not a curated record
GUGUAGUUUAAGGUAUGUUUCUUGAGCAUAACAAUAACUUUCUAGUAGAUACUCUUAACUCUCAAUCAUGUAAUUUAACUUUUACAAAUGUCGUAUUCACAAUCAUAUUAAGAACCGCAUUCGACUAUGUCCAAGCAGGCUCCAUAGUAGCUUAUACAAAGAACAAAUAUGGCCCAGGUCACUACAUGGAAGAGCCAACACAUUACUGUUGCGAUCUCAAAUGGUGUUUUUGUGGUCUACGACAAAGGAAAUGGUGACUGCAUGAGAGGUAUUUGUGGAGGUCAUGCUAUAGAUCCGGGAUACUUUGUUGAAUGUUGCGAUAGUCACUUCAACGUAGGCAAAAAAGAAACUAGACCUUUCCCAUAAACUUGAAUUAUAGUCAAUAUAUGCUUAGGGUUUUAUUUUUCAUCGACUGCUCGCUACUCCUUUGAACACACCACUGGAUCAAUUUCAACUGCAUGUACCAAGCUAAAAGUUCCAUUGAAAUAUUAGCCGAACUUAAAAAACCCACAUAUUGUGAACUACCAGUGUGCUUUCCAAUCAAACAAAAGAGCAAGUAUAUCGCGAAUAAUAUAUAUUAAGACAUUGGAUAGAUUGUAUGUAUAUAUUAUACGCCUUUUCAACAGACAAUUGAAGACUUAGAUUUCUAUUAUUGCUUAGUCUUGUUAUCGAAAUCAUUUUCGCAUUUGUCUCAUAACUUCGUACCUUAGCUAGUAAUAUCAAGGGUAAACUAUGUUGAUACUACUAGAGCAAACUACUGAAACUAUUAUUGUUAUA